Carassius carassius (crucian carp) is the source of this 2073-nucleotide messenger RNA. RefSeq names its product growth hormone receptor-like. Bases 188 to 1633 code for a protein of 481 amino acids. Gene Ontology annotation, biological process: cytokine-mediated signaling pathway. Gene Ontology annotation, cellular component: external side of plasma membrane. NCBI's taxonomy places the organism in Eukaryota, Metazoa, Chordata, Actinopteri, Cypriniformes, Cyprinidae. The record is from RefSeq and is a predicted model, not a curated record. The transcript is spliced from 9 exons. Gene Ontology annotation, molecular function: protein binding; cytokine receptor activity.
CCUGUAAGCUCAUCUUCAUGAACACAAGAGCAGGUGUGUACCUUUGUGAGUGUGGAGAGAGAAGUGUUGGGUUCAUCAAGGUAGAGGCGUUCAGCUGUUAAAGUGGCGAGAGGUAUGAGAACUGAACAUGGACUCUGUCUGAAGCGCUUUCUAUCGGACUCAAUCCUGCUGAUCUAACAGACGCGUGAUGCUGUGCUUUCUGCUCCUGGAGCUUCACUGGAUGACCGUCACUGAAGCGCUGCAGUCGUCCAAGGAAGAUGGCAAAAGGCCGUAUAUUUACCGCUGCCGCUCGCCCAACAUGGAGAUCUUCACCUGCUGGUGGCAUCCGAUCGCUAAUCAGGACAACGUCACCUACACACUCCUGUACACCAUGGGUGAGCGUGCUCCUCAGGAGUGUCCUGAUUACGUGAGCGGCGGCAUCAACAGCUGCUUCUUCGAUGCCAAACACACUCAGGUCUGGGAGAUGUACUGUAUGAACGUGACGGCAAACACGCACACGGGACCCAUCACCUCUAAGAAACACUGCCUGGACGUGGUCGAGAUAGUGGAGACCGACCCACCCUUUAACUUGACAUACAUCAUGCUGAACGAGAGCAUCGGUGAAGUCGGCCGCAGUGUUUUAGUGUCCUGGCUGCAUCCGAUUGAGUCUCUGGUGCAUGAGCAACUGAUGAUGCUGGUCUACGAGCUGCGCUACAGAAACCUCGCUCAGCCAGACAACUGGAGGGGAAUGGAGCGUUUGCGCGAGCCUCAUGUGGAGUUUUUGGAUCUGCCGGUGGGAAGGUAUGAGUUCAGUGUGCGCUGCCGCACCACCAGCAACAAACACUGGAGUGUAUGGAGUGAGUCCAUCAUCGUCACCAUCAACGGCAGAGCUCUGUCCGAUCAAAUGUUGGCCUUGAUCCUUGUGACCAGCAUCGCCAUCAUGAUCUUCAUCAUCUUCACUUUGGGGAACAUCCCACGAGGCAAGAGCAGGAUUAAAUCAUUCUUCCUGCCAGCGAUUCCCAAACCGCGCAUCCCAGGACUUGAACCCGCUCCGCUGAAGAAGGGGAAGAUUGAUGAGAUCGAUCAGCAUUUCUCCAGUUUUCACGGCUAUAGGUCUCCACAGUACUGCAUGGAGACAUGUUCCCAUGUGAGCGAGGACACGAGUCCGGCUGUGACACCCAGCAGCAUCCAGUCUGACGGUAUACAGGAGGAUGUGCUGAUCAGGACAAUCACACCGUGUGUGUUGAUUGGGCCAAUCAAGCAGUACGUCACCUGCCCUGACGGACAACAGUCUGUUCAGACCAACUGCACUCCUGCACCUUACUGCCGCAGCCCCACCCCCUACUGUGAGGAAGACACGCCCCCUCCAUACCCUGGGCCUGCCCACCCAGAGCUCACGUCUGUCCCAGGCAUGAACUACAGCAUGAUCCUAAGCCCCGCCCCCACAACGCCGCCCACUCAGGACUUCUACACGUGUGUGAACGGUGUGACGCCCUCCGGCGCUCUGCAUCUGGUGCCCUACCUGCCGCUCAACCAGAGAGCAGACGACGAAGCAGAAAAGAAAAGCCAGCUGCCAGCGCUACUGGAGAAGCAGAAGGAGGCGCUGUUGAGCACGAUAGAGUCGAACCCGAGCAAUGCUGGCAUGCCUUCAUAACCUCAUUCAUCAAAUAGGAGCCGUAGAAGCAUCUAAUAACACACACACAAGCAGCGCAUUAGCAGCAGUGCUGCGCGUGUUUUAGCGUUACGUCUUUCGCAGUGCUGCUCCUGCUCGAGUAAAGUGACAACGCAAUAAUAUGGACUAAAUUAACAUGAUUUUAAUCUAAUUCAUUGAGUUUAGUUUGGAAAAAAUUAUAGAUUUGAUAUGAAUUAUAGAAAGUUAAGUAAAUUAUUUAGCUACCAAAUUUUAAGAUUUUACAGGCAAUUAAUGAUGUGUGAGAGAGAUUUUCGUGUAGAGAGGAUCAGAUCACAGAUUUGAUGGACAGAACAAAAUCUAAGGUCUGACUAGAAAUGACUAAAAAGAGGAAAAUAUUUCUUUAAUGGAUAGAUGGAAGAAUAGAGAGAGAAAGGGUCACUGCUUAAGUCAUACUCUGAUCC